AGAAAAUAAGGAACGAAAGGAGGAAACAAAUUGAAAAAAAAAAAAAAAAAACUCUUAUACGGAUUUCUCUUUCCGAUGUUCUUCUGAUUCUGUGUUUCCUUCCAUUUCGGUUCUUGCAAAUCAUCCGUUUCAAUCGGCAGCGUCGUUUCUGCCGAUCGUUUCGCCGUUCUCUAUCCAACAUUCAAUUAUCGAGUUUCUGUUUGGGGGAGAGAGGGAUCUUCUUGUGUUCUUGUAGCAGUUUCCACCAAAUUGUUGAUAAAGCUUUUGUUUCUUGGAUCUACGAGACUUUGAUUAUCGUCGAUUUUAGUACUGAGAUUCGAGUGGAAAAUGGCAUCAAUGGUCGUUAAGCCGAGUUGUUCUAGCACUAUCAAUCACGGGCCUUCCUCGAUGACUGCCCAGGAAAAAGGGAGUAGGAAUAAGAGGAAGUACAGAGCAGAUCCACCUUUAGGUGAUCUGAGUAAGAUCGCCUCGUCAUCUCAAGAUGAAUGCUCGAGUUAUGAGUUUUCAGCUGAGAAAUUUGAGAAUAGUUCAAGUUUGGGGCAAACCAAUGCGUGUGACCUUUGUAGCAUUGGUCCCGAAUUUUCUGCUGGAUUGAAACUUGAUCUUGGAUUGUCCAAUGGAGGCUCUUCUGACGUUGGGCUAAACUGGCCAAGUGGGGAAUCAGAAGUUGAUGAGUUCCAAGAUGUUGAUUGGAGUGACCUUACAGAAGCUCAGCUCGAAGAACUAGUUUUAAAUAAUUUGGACACAAUAUUCAAGAGUGCAAUCAAGAAAAUCAUUGCUUCUGGAUACACUGAAGAGGUUUCGAUAAAAGCCGUGUCGAGGUCUGGCAUUUGUUUUGGUUGUAAAGAUACACUAUCAAAUAUAGUGGAUAACACCUUAGCUUUCCUUAAAAGUGACCAAGAAAUUGAUCAUUCAAGGGAGCACUAUUUUGAAGAUUUACAGCAACUAGAAAAAUAUAUUUUAGCCGAAUUAGUUUGUGUUCUACGAGAGGUUAGGCCUUUCUUCAGCACUGGCGAUGCAAUGUGGUGGUUAUUGAUUAGUGACAUGAAUGUAUCUCUAGCAUGUGCAGUGGAUAAUGACCCAUUUGAUGCACUUGUCUGUGAUGGGACUUCGAACGAGAGCUCGUGUGACUCUAUCCCACAGUUAAAACCAGAAGCUAAAGGCUCUGAGAUGAAUCUACCUAAGCCUGUUAAGUCAAUUUCUCCGAUCAGCUGUGCUCAUGCUUCUCAAUCUGAUGGACCAGCCACUCUAAGAGUUCCUAGUAUUGCAAAACCAAAGGACCCAUUAUUUUCAAGUGGACCAUUAUCAGAUAAAGAGUUGCAAAAUUCCACCUCUGCUACGGCUGAGGAAUCAUAUAGUGUGGCCGGAAACCCUCAAACUUCUGUGUCCGAAGAAAAAGUUGGGAGCAGUAGAAAGGGUCAUUCUAAUAUAUCUAAGAGAGAAUACAUGCUACGACAAAAGGCACUUCAUGUGGAUAAAAACUUUCGAACACAUGGAACUAAGAGCUCAUCAAGAGCUGGAAAGCUGACUGGUUUGGGGGGUUUAACGUUGGAUAAGAAACUAAAAUCUGUUUCAGGCUCCACUUCAGUUAACUUCAAGAACGCUUCACUGAAAAUAAGCAAAGCCAUGGGAAUUGAUGUGCCCCAAGACAAUGGGAACGAUAAUGUUUCCACCAUCGACAUUCCUUCUUCCUCUCCAUCAUUUAACUUGGAAAACAUUAACACCGUUUCUCCUUUUUCUAAGACCAAUGUAUCUCCAAUGCCCAGUCCUAGUUCACCCCCUGCAUUACCUGCAGCUAAUACUUCUGGGCUACCAACAACUGAUAUUGAUCUCUCUCUUUCUUUGCCCACUAAAAGCAAUCAGCCCUCAGUGCCUAUCAGCUGCAACGCUGAGUCUUCUACUAAUAGUUUUGUUGAGAGACCUUAUGAAAAGUCCCUUGGACAGUGGUUUCCGAAGGAUAAGAAGGAUGAGAUGGUUUUGAAGCUAGUGCCAAGGGCUCGGGAAUUACAAAGUCAGCUGCAAGAGUGGACGGAGUGGGCAAAUCAAAAGGUCAUGCAGGCUGCAAGGAGGCUAAGUAAGGACAAGGCUGAACUCAAGAAUUUGAAACAAGAAAAGGAUGAAGUUGAACGGCUGAAAAAGGAGAAGCAAACUCUGGAAGAAAAUACCAUGAAGAAACUUUCUGAGAUGGAACAUGCAUUGUGCAAGGCUAGUGGUCAGGUUGAACUUGCUAACUCUGCUGUUAGGAGGCUUGAGAUGGAGAAUGCUGCACUACGGCAGGAGAUGGAGGUUGCAAAAUUACGUGCUGCAGAAUCAGCUGCUAAUUAUCACGAGGUUUCUAAGAGGGAAAAGAAAACACUGAUGAAAGUUCAAUCUUGGGAGAAGCAGAAAAUGUUGUUUCAGGAAGAACUCACAGCCGAAAAGCGGAAAUUGAAACAACUAAUACAGGAACUUGAGCAUGCCAGGGAUCUGCGGGAGCAACUUGAGGGUCGGUGGAAGUUGGAGGAGAGAGCAAAAGAUGAGCUGCUCAUGAAGGCUGCUUCAUUGAGAAAGGAGAGAGAACAAAUCGAAGAUUCAGUGAAAGCAAAGGAGGAUUCAAUUAAAUUAAAAGCAGAAAACAAUCUUUUAAAAUACAAAGACGAUAUCCAAAAGCUUGAAAAAGAAAUCUAUGCGUUGAGACUUAAGACUGAUUCUUCAAGAAUUGCAGCUCUUAAGAGAGGCAUUGACGGAAGUUAUGCCAGUAGACUUACAGAUACCAGACAUAGCACAGAUCACAAAGAGUCCUCGACCCCGAAUGCCUUGGAAUCGAUGAAGGAUCUUUACGAGUACCCUGGAACUGGGGGUGUGAAGCGGGAACGGGAGUGUGUGAUGUGCCUUUCAGAGGAGAUGUCAGUAGUUUUUCUUCCGUGCGCCCAUCAGGUGGUGUGCACAACCUGCAAUGAACUACAUGAAAAACAGGGUAUGAAAGAUUGUCCUUCUUGCAGGAGCCCAAUACAGCGGCGUAUUCCAGUUCGUUAUGUUCGCUCGUAAUCGGUUUUCAUGGAAUGUGUUGUGGAAUAUCAAAAUUAGCUUGCUACGUUGGUGUUAUUAUCAAUGGCUUACCUUAGAUCCCUCUACAACUGUCGAACAACAAGGUACUCUUUCUUUAUCCCAAACUUUGAUCGUCUAAGAAUUUUGGCAUCCAUAAAGUAGGACGAUGCGAUAAGUCUUCUAUUUCAGGUUUCAGCUGCCCUUUUUUUCUUCCCCCUCCCCCCUUUUGGGGGUUACAAAAAGUAAUAAAAAUAGUAAGAAAAUGUAUUAUUUGGACAGUUAUGAUCUUCUUUGGCUCUA
Molecule: messenger RNA, 3327 nt
Organism: Cucurbita moschata (crookneck pumpkin)
Lineage: Eukaryota; Viridiplantae; Streptophyta; Magnoliopsida; Cucurbitales; Cucurbitaceae
Product: putative E3 ubiquitin-protein ligase RF298
Exons: 5
Coding region: 328-3027 (899 amino acids)
Source: RefSeq, a predicted model, not a curated record